Messenger RNA from Selaginella moellendorffii, 6186 nucleotides. RefSeq lists its product as uncharacterized. The coding region runs from base 1 to 6120 and encodes 2039 amino acids. The record is from RefSeq and is a predicted model, not a curated record. The transcript has 30 exons. Lineage: Eukaryota; Viridiplantae; Streptophyta; Lycopodiopsida; Selaginellales; Selaginellaceae.
AUGGAAGCGCCAGCGAUGAUCCCGCGCAAGAGGCGAGGCUUUCGCAGGCCGUCGCUCAAUCCCGACUCCACUGCUCGCAAGAAGCUCAAGUUCAAGGAUCAGGUAUCGCUGGAUAUAGUUUCGGCAGAUUUCCUGCUACCAAAUGGCGAGGUUGUGAGCGGCGUGGAGAUCAAGAGAUCUUCCUACGAAAAUGUGGAUGCCUUGCUCGACGAUCUUGCGGAGCGGCCUGCAGAUGGUCCCGAUGGGGUGCGGAAGCUCGAUUGGAGCAAGGAAAUGUGGAUCGAGGAUGAGAGUGGCGAAAGAAUCGAUGAUAUCGAGCAGCUUUUCUCCGAGGGCGCGCGGAGGAAGAUCCUUGUCCAGGAUGGGAACAAGCGCACGGUUCACCGGUAUUGGUGGAACGUGACACCAGAAGUUGAAAUGCUAGAGAGGCUCCCGGACGGAUACACGCUAGAGACAGCUCUAGCCGAUCAUGUGGACAACGCACUGCAAGCAGUGUGGGAGAAUCAACCAGGUUUCAGGCGACUCGUCAGCGUGGAGAUUGAUCAAGAUACCAUUACAAUCUUUGAUACGGGAAUGGGAAUGGAUGCCACGGCUCAAGAUUCAAUCGAGAAAUGGGGAACCGUGGGAGCUUCCAAUCACCGGAAUGUUCAUCGACAGGGAAUUGGCGGCGAUCCUCCAUUUCUCAAGCCUUAUCUUGGGAAGUACGGUGCUGGAGGGGUCGCUGCUGCUCUCUUCCUUGGCUUGUCUGUGGAAGUUCGCUCGAAGACGAGGAAGUCGAAGCGAGUGGUCAGCCUCAAAUUCAGCAAAGCUGCAAUGGAAACAGGAGGAGGCAGUCGGAUUUGGAGAACCCGCGGAGGCUUUCAUCUGAUGACUGAGGAGGAGGCUAAGAAGUCACCUCACGGAAGUUUUACUUGUGUGAAGAUAUCUGACCUGAAAUCUUCUGCGUGUAUCGAAGGACAACGGCAGUACUGGGUCUUGAAGCAAGUGAAGCAAAUGCUCAAAGACAUAUAUUCUCUGUAUAUCCAGUACGAUGGUGUUGGGAGCUCGAGUGGAACUAUGACUCCUGUUGAGUUUGAGGUGAACGGAGAGAAUUUGCUGGAGGAGCUUGGCGGCGAGAUUACAAGCUGCAACCAGCACUCUUCCCCUGGAGAACCGUUUAUUCUAGAUCUGCGCCUUGUUUCUGCGUCUUCGGAGGAAGCCCAUGCACGUUUGACAUGCCAGUACUUUCCAAGCAUCAAGGGAAGGGAAAAGCUGAGUGACGUCAUUGAAGAUCUAAAGAGUUGCAGAAAAGACUUCAAGGAAAACUUCGACACAUUUCCCAGGGUGGGACUGAGAUGGUUGGGACGACUUCUGCCGAAUGCAAGAUGGAAUAGCAUGCCGUUUAUGGAUGCAGCUUCUAAAAAGAGUGUGCUACGCUGGAUAAAGAGGGUGAAAGUGUUUGCAGAUGUGGAUGCAGGGUUCCAUCCAACCCCAAGCAAGACGAAACUUGUGGAGGAUCAUCCUUUUACGACUGCGUUAAAGCAACUUGGCAGCAUGGAAGAGGAUACAGUCCCAGCAGACGUGAAAACAACGAUAUACUUUCAAAGCAAGGUGUUGGAGCCUCCUCAGGUCAUUGCCGAAUUUGCAAACUGGACGAAGAGAAUGCAUGAAGAAUUUGACCGGGAGGUCGAAUUUGGAGACGAUCCCACAUACGUCAUUGGCCAAAGUGAAUUGAAAAGGCUUCUAAAGGUCGAAAAAGAAGUUCUCUGUUUUCACAAGUGCCUCAAAGAUCCGCGUGGGGACUGGAGAGCGGGCGAUAUGGUGAAGCUACAGAAAGAGCUAUACAAAGGCAAGCAAAAUUUCUACGGUGUCAUCGAGUGGUUCUUCUGCGAUGGAAUCGACGAACAAUACGGGGAAGUGAAGAUGGUUUGCAGGCCCGUGGAGCUACUGACUACGGAAGAAGAGAGCAAGAUUGAGACGGCACAGAUUUGCAGCUUCAAGCUCAACAGGUGCAGGUGGUUUCCUUGCAGCGUUCUGAAUUCGGAGAAGUGCCACCGCAUGACUCCAAGUGAGUGGCAUACACAGGAGAAUCGGCUGAAGGGAAAGCUGCCGGCAUUCGUAGAGCUUCUCAACAACGACGACAGGCGAGUGUUUGGGGGGAAACAUCUGCAUCGGAGUAACCUCACGUUCGAAGCGGGAUACGUGCUCCAAAUCGACUCGUUUCUGGUCGUGGUGCGUCCACAGCAAGGCACUGGAGCGAGUUGCAAGCAAGCGGCGAUUGUUGCAGACCCCCACCGGAUGAAGGCGGAAGUGCAUUUCUCGUCGAAAGAUCGUGACGAGACGAAGAUGCAAGGGUGCUACUACGCGGAGGUUGAAGCCAGAAACGGUAUCAAGGGAAUCUAUGCCUUCGCUGCGGGCACAAUCUUUCCAGAUCUUUGCAAGGCUGGGAAGUACAAGGUGGAGUUCUCGAUUGAUGGGCAUCCGGACCUUAAGCCAGCAGUUUGGGAGGUGAAUAUCAAAUCCUUGGAGUUCGUUUCCAGAUGGCAUGUUGAUACCAAGGCAUGCACCGGGAUUACCUUGGAGGAGCUAGUAACGCAGAACUUUACUGUUCAGGGAUUUGACACCUACGACAAUCUGGUGCCAUUCUCACAGCCUUGUCCGAAUUUGUGCAUGGUUCUCGAGACAUUGGAGAGCACGAGGCUUAGUACAGUUUCGCUUGGACGUGAGAGCGUGAGCUUUUCCCAAAAGAAGGACAAAAUGAAUGUCGGAAACUUCAUAGUUCGGGGCUGCAUACUGCCGGCUCACGACGCUCGUCUAUGCUUCUACGUUGGAAACCAGAAGCUUGGACACUGGAGAUGUCAAGUUUAUCCUGGCAAGCUUGCACGACUGGAGCUUGUGAAUAGCUCUCUCGAGCUCGCUCCUUCUGGAUCGAUGUUUUGCGUCAAGCAACCACUGGAUCCCGACAGUUACUUCCCGUGCAUGGUGUUCAAGGGAUUCGAUGAAUGGGGAAACUCCGUUAGGCAGGGAACUCGGAUGCGUCUCCAGCUAUCUGGCGUACACCUCUCACAGCAAGAAGUCGAAACUGAUGGAGCCGGCAUUGUUCGCUUGAGCGAACUCAGAGUCGCAAAGGAAUACAACUUGACAGGUUCCAUCGUUCUUUCUUCGGAGGACGACAUCGUAAUGUUCGAAAUAGUUUUCAAGGGCGCUAGUCGAACCUUGAAAUUUGCAUUUGAGCAACCAAAAAGAUCUUACAUUGGACGGGAAGUUACCGGACUCAACGUUCAUGUUGUGGACGAAGCUGGUAACGUCGACACAGCAAUAGGAGGCACAAUCUCAAUGAGCUGGGACAAAGACAUUUGCUAUGUCGUCAACAAGGGACAGUGUCAGCUAAGGGGACUCACUGUGCCAAAGACUCCUGGAUUGUGGGAAGGACGAGCAUGGCACUCGGACUAUCAACUUAUGAGCUUAGCUUUCGAGAUUCAAGUUGAACUGGCGGCUGCUUGUAAACUUGUUUGUGAAGCACAAGUAAUUGCCGGAGGCUGCGGGGAAGAAAUAGCUCUCAAGUUUGAAGCACGCGACGAGCUCAACCUUCCUGGAUUUCUGAGCAAUGAAAUCGUCGAACAGAUGGAAGUGGAGGUGUUUCCCGAGGAAGACUACCUCACCGAUGAGAAUGUGCUGCUCAGCAGAAGAAUUUCAAGUACAGAAGACAUGAAGUACAGCCUCAGGGUUGUUCUCGACGGAAAAGAAGGCUUCUACGUCGUCACGUUGAAGAACGCUAUGCAAGCUUUGAGCUGGAGAGUGUAUCUUGGCUGUGGAGACGUUCACAGAUUGGUCCCAUUCUGUGGAAAGCGUAACGAGCUGCUCAAAGCUCUCAUGACAGCUGAUGCGGGCCGCCGGUUCUCGGUUUGUAGGCGUAGCUUUUUUCCGGAGCUACAAGUUUGUCUGGUGGAUCACAAGGACAACGUUUGUAACAGCGGCUACAAAGCCGAAGAAGUUUCUCUAGAGAUCUUGGUUCCAGACACUUGUGAAAGACUUGAGAAAGUGGCAUACGCGACGGAUGGUUUUGCUGCAUUUCAAAGCUUCUGGGUUGACAUGCCGCUGGGCGUCUACAACUUGGUGAUCAGAGCAUCUUCGAAGCAAGUCUCGGUCCUGUUGGAAGUCACUCCUGGAAACAAUCCAACGUUGCUACGGCUCCUCGGCGAGACUCCUCGUGAGCUCACACUGUCGGACAGGGAUGACGAGCAGCAAGUCGUGCCGGAAAUGCGGGUUCUGGUGGAAUGUGAAGACGGUCGCCCCCUACAGGCCUUGCAGCAGCUCACCGUCUCGAUCUGGGAUCCGCUCGGGAAGAACUGCUCGACAAAGUCUGGAGAGAGAGACGACGAAGCAUCUGUCUAUGUUUUCCAAGGCGUGGUGGUACCGGCGAGAGCAGGACCUUACGUCCUCAAGUUUGUGCUCGAAGGCAGCGACGAAGUGACCCCGAUCAAGUGGCAGCUUAACGUGGUACAUGGAAGGCCGUAUAGGCUCAAGUUUAACAUGGAGCAGGAAAAUACCGACGUGGUGGUGGUGGACGUCGUGGAUAUUCAUGACAACAGGUGCUUCGGUUGUCGAGAGAUCCCACUUCGUGGCACUCUCACGCUGCAGCGCGCUUCCAAGCCUGCGAUCUGUUGCGUGACCGCAAUAGAUGGGCAGGCUACUUUCAGUGAUCUCGAAAUCAUGCCAGAGUUGUUUACGUUCGAGGUAUGUGCUAUUGGAGCCGAGUUUAACGACGUCAAGAGUGCUACUUCUCGUUUGGCUGUUCUUCGAGGCAACUAUUCUCGCGAACAAGUGGAGAAGCACUUGUACCAGUACAUUGUAGAACAAUCCGAAACGAUGAUCAAAAGUAUUGGCUGUGGCCUGAAAGAAUGCCAUAAAGCUCUCAAAAAUCUUCCAAAUAAGCUGUAUGCGGCCCAAGAGUCAUUCGGUCGUAAUACAGAUUUGCUGAAGCAGGCUCAGGCAAGCUUGUUGAGUGUUUAUGAGCGUCGACGAGCUGCUAGCGAUGAUGAGGUUUUGCUCCGUGAAAGAAAUGAAACUCAAAGGACGGAGGGCGACAUCUUAAGCGAGCUCAAGACUUUGGUUCACAAGGAGAAUUCUCCGGCAUUGGCGCUGUACACGGCUCAAGAGAUGAAACCGAUAGGCUUUCCUUUGGAUGACAUUUUGGGGCCGAUUGUUCUUCUUGCUCGGGUUGAGAAGGAUGAAAUCAACAGAAGUUUAUCCACGUUUCUUGGAGCCAGAUCCCUCCUGCAAGUCGUGUGCAAGACUUACAAAGGCAUACGAUGGUUGAGAAGCUCUGAUGCAAACGUGGACAACUCCACGGCCUUUUUAGCGUUUGUUCGCAGCAACAAGCUCUGGAUUCCAGAGAACUUUCCAGUAUUUUGUAUCGACGCGAUCAAGCAAUACAAGCGUAAGGAUGGGAAUGCCGCGGUAGAUGCUCAACAUCCUCAGAAGCUCCUUAACAUUCCACCGCCUGUUCUAUCCAAUGGCGAAAUCCCGGCUGGUUUCUUGGGCUAUGGAGUCAACUUUCUCUACUUGAGACGCGAGCACUUGGAGCUGCGCCAGAGCUUGUUCUACCAUGUUUUCCGGAAGCUACAAGUCUACAACACGGAGGAAAACAUGCUAAAUGCGUGGAACGAGAUGAGCAUGUCGUGCCAAGCAGUAUCUCUCGACGGGGGAAGGUGUGACAAAGGCCAAGUUCUUAUUGGAUCACGGAGAACAUUCGAAGUUCCAAGAUUUGCAAGUGUGCCUUGCGAAGAACGCGAGCAAUGCUCAUUGGUUCCAGCAGCAGCCUCAGCUUUCACGAGGAACAAAGAAUUUAUUCAGUGUCAGGCCAAGGUGGAGGAGUUACAAGCAGCAGCCUUGAACAACGAGAAGGAGCUCCAAGAGCUGGAAAACAAGAGGCAGGAGCUUGAGAUGAUGAUCGAGAAGUGGCAAAAACGUAUUCCAUCGGAUGUCGACAGUGAUGAUUUCUGCAAACAAAUGCAAGCUUUGCAAGAGCAAGCUCCAGACGCUGGCAGCAAAGGAACAUUGCAUAUCUACCUGGAAGAAAUCUUUGAGGAGAGGAUGAUUUCUCACACUUCUCGCGAACAUAGACUCUUGUCAAUAUGAUAUGGUUUGGACAGAGACUUUGAACAUAGUACAGCCCAAGGAGAGGAUGAUUUCUCACACUUCUCG